CCGCAAUGUGGCGCUGCGGUUCCCCGAGCCCGGCGCCAUGUUUGUGGUUGUGCCGCAGCAGCCGACGCAUGCUUGCAGCUGUGUUCCGUAAGUGUUGUGUGGUGUUCCCUAGCAUUUAGGUUUCUCGUGUGUUGCAUGUGGCGUUGGUUGUUUGCAAUACUGCUGCGUUGGAAGCUUCCUCUACGGAUACACGCUGUAAAGACUUGGAAAAGUGCCCACACCGGAGCACGUUGUUGCGCGACAAAAAGCUGCUGUGUACGUCUCAUUCGGCGCGACUGCAGUGUAACAUGCAACUCAGCGACUACGCAAAGUCGCUGCCUGACCCCGAGCGCAGCAGAUACAUCAUCAAAAUCGCGAAAUGCGGCGGAGAUGACCCGUUGGCGCUGUCCGAUGACCACUUUACGAACGAUGUUGCUUUUUAUCCAAGUGUCGACCGUGCGGACAUCAGAGACUAUCUAGUCCACGGGACGAGCUUCGUGACGCGGGAUCAGCUAAAGAGCUAUAAAUCCCUGGAGGCUCAUAAUUACGUCACCAGUGGUCUCGUGGAGCCACCAAGAGUGAAAGUUCGUGAUGGCAACGUCGUCGUCGUUGGAAAGGUCCGCCACUCUCAGGCGUUCAGAGAUAAGCUGCUGCUGCCGUGGCUGUUGAUUAAAGCUGACGGGGAAGUUUUGUGCGCGCACUGUACGUGCAUGGCCGGCCUCGGGGAGGCGUGCUCACACGUUGGUGCAGUGCUCUUUUAUUUGGAGGCUGUUGUGACACGCCGGGAUGGUCAAUCAUGCACAGAUGGGCAAAAUGCAUGGCUACCGCCUCAUCUCGUCAGUAUGGAAUGCCGACCGGUGGCAGAGAUGGACUUCGCGUCUUCCGCAAUGAAAAAACGCCGCCUGGACGACACUGAGGCUGCCCCCCGCGACCCACCAAGUGUUGAAAUGCCCAAGCCGAGAGAGGACGAGAUGUUAAAGUUUUUCUCGUCAUUGAGUAAAUCUGAGGGUAGGCCAGCACUUCUCUCGCUUGCCCAAAAAUUUGCUGACCCCUACAUUCCCUUGGGCUUGAAGUACCCUAAGCUCCUCCUCCGCAAUCUGCAAAGGAAGCAGUGCCCAAUUUCCUUGGAGGAUGUACAGGCAGAAUGCCGUAAUGUCUUGCAGGACCUCUCAAUUGAGCCUGAUGUGUGUGUACUGAUCGAGAAGCAGACAAAGGCCCAAUCUGCAUCCGAGAAGUGGCAUUUAUUUCGGACUGGACGCAUCACAGCUUCAAAUGCAGGAGCGGUAUUUGCAACUUCAUUGACCAAGCCUUCAAAGAGCCUGCUGAAGAGACUGUGCUACCCAGAGGACUGCAAAUUCCAGACUGCAGCAACUCAGUGGGGAAAGAAGAAAGAAGCUGCUGGGAGGGCAGCUUACAUAGAGGCAAUGCAGAAGCACCAUCUAGGCUUUAAGUGUGAAAUGUCUGGCCUCCACAUAAGCAUAGAGCGACCAUUUCUGGCUGCAACUCCUGAUGGCCUUGUACAUUGCAAUUGUUGUGGAGACGGCCUUCUGGAGAUAAAAUGUCCAUACUCUGCAAAAGAUGCACUUAUUUGCGAAAUUCCAGAGCGGCAACGAUCUUAUCUUGUAGUUGAUGGCAAUGAUGCAAAGUUAUUGAGAAACCAUCAUUACUUCAAGCAAACUGCUGAGCCUAAUGUAAGCAGCAUCAAGCCACCUUUCUACUGUCCUCGUUACGGUUGA
Dermacentor andersoni is the source of this 1715-nucleotide messenger RNA. RefSeq lists its product as uncharacterized. Lineage: Eukaryota; Metazoa; Arthropoda; Arachnida; Ixodida; Ixodidae. The record is from RefSeq and is a predicted model, not a curated record. Gene Ontology annotation, molecular function: zinc ion binding.